GUCGGUGAAAUGGGACGCUCCCUUUCCGGGUUGUCUCAAUUGUAAUUUGUUUCCACUUUUGUAUAAGUGUUUCUGCUUUUGUUAAUGUUUUCUGAAAUGUAAAAGUGUCUUGGCUUUUGUUCAUUUGUUUUCUGAAAUGUAAAAGUGUUUUGGAUUCUGUUUUCUGAAAUCUCGAGUCUUCGAUCGCUGGUCUCCGCCAGCGUCGUAAAUUUGAAGGUCUCUCCAGACAGCCGGCAGGCAAUGUCAGGCUCCACUCCCCCGCCUCCCCAAACAGAAGCGAUGGGAACCGAUGGGUGUUUCCCCCCCGAGUACAAGCCUUUCAACCCCGAGGAACAUGGCUUGGAGCGCGGGUUUCGUCUCACAGCCUUCUCGGACUUGAAAGGAUGAGGCUGCAAAGUCCCGCAGGAGGCUCUGCUCAAACUCCUGGCGGGACUCGAGCCGAACCGGGCCGACGGGUCAGGGAAGGACGGAGACCACGCAUCUGAAUUGGCGCAACAGUUGCCCGGCCCUCGGCUAGGAGUGGGAAUGGAUUGCUGUGUGAUUCCUCUGAGGCACGGGGGGCUCUCAUUAGUCCAGACAACAGACUUCUUCUACCCUCUGGUGGAGGAUCCCUACAUGAUGGGCAAGAUAGCUUGUGCCAAUGUCCUCAGUGAUCUCUACGCCAUGGGCAUCACAGAGUGUGACAACAUGCUGAUGCUGCUUAGUGUCAGCCAGAAGAUGAAUGACAAGGACCGUGAGCGUGUAAUGCCGCUAAUGAUUCAAGGAUUUCGCGAUGCUGCAGAGGAGGGAGGGACUUCUGUGACAGGCGGCCAGACGGUGAUCAAUCCAUGGAUCAUUAUUGGGGGAGUGGCCUCAGUUGUCUGCCAGCCCAACGACUUCAUCAUGCCAGACGGUGCUGUCCCAGGCGAUGUCUUGGUCCUUACCAAGCCUCUGGGGACACAGGUUGCCGUCAAUGCUCACCAGUGGCUCGAACAGCCUGAUCGGUGGAACAAGAUCAAGCUUGUCAUCACCAAGCAGGAAGUUAAAGAGGCUUAUCAGGAAGCUAUGUUUUCAAUGGCAACUCUAAACCGUACAGCGGCAGGUCUCAUGCACAAGUUCCAGGCCCAUGCAGCAACGGACGUGACAGGCUUUGGUUUGUUGGGGCACGCCAACAACUUGGCAACACAACAACGCAAUGACGUGGCCUUCGUCAUCCACAACCUACCGAUCAUAGCCAAGAUGGCUGCUGUCAGCAAAGCGUGCGGAAACAUAUUCAAUCUGGUUCAGGGCACAUCAUCAGAGACAUCCGGUGGACUGCUGGUUUGUCUACCCCGAGAGCAGGCGGCCAAAUUUUGUUCUGAGAUGAAGAGCCAGAGUUUGGGGACUGGAGGUCAGGGUGCCUGGAUCAUUGGAAUUGUAGAGAAAGGAGACCGUCGCGCUCGCAUCAUCGACAAGCCCCGUAUCAUCGAGGUUCCACCACGAGGAAGCCAAGUCGCCAAUCAGGAUAACAACUCUGCGAGCCCUGUGCCUGGGUCCAAUUUGUCCUAGACUGUGUGGUUCAUUGUGUCUGUGUGUGUGCAUGUGGUGAGGAUUCUGUCCAUCUCUUCUGGAAAGCACAGAUCACCACUGUCCUUUUUCCCCAUCUUAUUUGGGUAUCAACCUACAUACUACAUUGUCAGAUAAAGCUGUAAUAAUUGCUUAUUUUAAUAAUUACUUUACAUAUCUACAGUAAUUGGUGAGAAUGCAAAAUAAGUGGAAAUAACAUUCCAAAUCAUCCUUGCCAAAUUCAAAGAUAACAAUGAAUAUCCAGUGGAUGUGUGCGUUUGUGUAUGGAUGUUUUUUUUUUAUUUUUAAUGUGACGUGGGCCACUACUACUAUUUUGUUGGCUUAAUUUGAGUAGGGGAUGAUAUGUUUCGGGAAUGAAAUUAUUGCCCAAAUGGAAUGGUGCAACUGUCUUGUGUCUGGCUGAGGCAUUACAGUCUAGAGGAAGGCUUGAGCAGCUUCCUCCGGACAAGUGGCUCCAGGUACAGAUGUACUUUUUCAGCUGAUUGGUCAUCCAGCACAAAGCCACUCACAUUCUUCCUGUUUAUGAAACUCUACCCUAUAAACCCCAGCCAAGGGGCCAGGUGGAGUGGAUGCUUGUCAUUGGAAGGGUGAGGUGGACUUUGCUGGUUGAGGGCUAACGCUGUUUGUCAAUUUCCUGCUUUUCACAAUCAAUUAAAAAAAACAACUGAG
Messenger RNA from Phycodurus eques (leafy seadragon), 2214 nucleotides. RefSeq names its product selenophosphate synthetase 3 (gene sephs3). Gene Ontology annotation, molecular function: selenide, water dikinase activity; ATP binding. The record is from RefSeq and is a predicted model, not a curated record. NCBI's taxonomy places the organism in Eukaryota, Metazoa, Chordata, Actinopteri, Syngnathiformes, Syngnathidae. Gene Ontology annotation, cellular component: cytoplasm. Gene Ontology annotation, biological process: L-selenocysteine biosynthetic process. The transcript is spliced from 9 exons.